This is a messenger RNA of Onychostoma macrolepis, 2758 nucleotides long. RefSeq names its product mahogunin, ring finger 1a (gene mgrn1a). The transcript has 17 exons. Gene Ontology annotation, biological process: endosome to lysosome transport; negative regulation of G protein-coupled receptor signaling pathway; protein ubiquitination. The record is from RefSeq and is a predicted model, not a curated record. The coding region runs from base 350 to 1945 and encodes 531 amino acids. Gene Ontology annotation, cellular component: nucleus; plasma membrane; early endosome. Lineage: Eukaryota; Metazoa; Chordata; Actinopteri; Cypriniformes; Cyprinidae. Gene Ontology annotation, molecular function: ubiquitin protein ligase activity.
CAUAUCCCAAUAUCCUUUGCUCUCAGAAAAUCCCAUCUCGCGAGAGUAUGGGUUCCUCAGAAGAGAGUCUUUUCCAAUAGUCUUGUUUGUUUUUAUUUUGUUUACCGAUUAAACGUCGUUUAUUUGGCGUCUACUCGCGAGCUAUCUGAUUUUACAUAAGUCACUUUGUUUUUUAGUAGAGCUAAAACGUAGAUACAAAAGUUGAUUUCUUUUGUUCGCGCAGUUCUUUUUGUCGCCAGAGAUGGGAAUGUAUCCAUAGCGGAGGAAGCAAACCGUAUCCAGCUAACUGUCCAAACAAAUCUUCCUUUAUCCACAUAUAUCGGUCUUCAGCAGCCAUUUACACACAAACAUGGGUUCAAUACUGAGCAGGAGGAUUGCUGGGGUUGAAGACAUCGAUAUUCAAGCCAAUUCGGCGUACAGAUAUCCCCCCAAAUCAGGAAAUUAUUUCACCAGCCAUUUUUUCAUGGGAGGAGAAAAGUUUGACACACCCCAUCCAGAGGGAUAUCUUUUUGGAGAAAAUAUGGAUUUGAAUUUCUUAGGCAACAGACCUGUGCAGUUUCCCUAUGUGACCCCCGCACCGCAUGAGCCUGUGAAGACGCUGAGGAGUUUGGUGAACAUCAGAAAGGAUUCUUUACGACUUGUCAGGUAUAAGGAUGAUUCUGACAGCACACCGGAGGAUACAGGAGAUCCCAGGGUUCUCUACAGUGUUGAAUUCUGCUUUGAUACUGACGCCAGAGUGGCUAUUACAUUAUACUGUCAGGCCUUUGAGGAGUUUGCCAAUGGGAUGGCAAUAUACAGCCCCAAGAGCCCUUCAAUGGUGUCUGAGACGGUCCAUUAUAAGAGAGGGAUAAAUCAGCAAUUUUCUCUGCCAUCCUUCAAGAUUGAUUUCACAAAAUGGAAACCUGAAGAGCUGAACUUUGAUCUGGACAAAGGCGUUUUCCCUUUGGUGGUCCAAGCAAUAGUGGAUGAUGGAGAUGACGUCACCGGGCAUGCACAUGUUCUUUUGGCGGCUUUUGAAAGGCAUGUUGAUGGCAGUUUCUCAGUGAAGCCUUUGAAACAGAAGCAAAUCGUGGACCGCGUGAGCUAUCUGCUGCAGGAGAUUUACGGCAUUGAAAACCGGAACAAUCAGGAGACAAAGUCCACAGAGGAUGAGAACAGUGACAACAGCAGCGAGUGUGUGGUUUGUUUAUCAGACCUGCGUGACACACUCAUUCUCCCUUGCAGGCACCUGUGUCUGUGCAAUGCCUGUGCUGACACACUGCGUUACCAGGCCAACAACUGCCCUAUCUGCAGACUGCCAUUCAGAGCCCUGCUCCAGAUUCGAGCCGUGAGGAAGAAAACAGCUGCCACUCUCUCACCAGUUUCCUUUAGCCCAGUGCUGUCCCAGAGCUCUGACCAUACUGAGCAUUCGUCUCAGAAUGCCGACAAUAUCCCUCCUGGCUAUGAGCCCAUCUCACUGCUGGAAGCCUUGAAUGGGGUGCAACCCGUGUCCCCUUCAAUCCCAUCAGCACCUCUCUAUGAGGAGAUCCAGUUUUCUGGGGAGAUGGGGGAUCCCCUUAACCUGACUGGACGGCAGCAGAACGCAGAUACCACAUCGAUGAAGGGCAAAGGUAGCAAGUCACCAGAUGGGUCUACACGUUCUCCCUCAUCCCCAAUACAGGAGGAGGAAGACGAGGAGAGGAUGUCAGAGCUCUCUGAUGCCCAGCCUCAGUCUGUUCUGCCCUGUAGUCUCAGUCCCACUGAGGCCACAGUAGAGGGUGUGUCCACCAAACCUGGCUUCCCAAAUUCAGGUUCAGAGAGCAGAUCCCUGGGUGCGUCUGUGAGUGAAAUCCUACAGGACUGCCACAGUGAGCGCAGCAGCCUGAGCCGGACAGAAAGUGACCCCUCAGCAGAUCUGGCCCUGCCUGCGUCUGAGUCAUGGUCCACUGCUGUAGAGGAAUGUUGACUCUGGUUCAUCAGAGUCCAUAGAAAGCCUGAAGAGUCAGAGCACCAGCAGCUCCAGUCAGCCCCUGCUCUGCCUCCCCAGCACCCUGCGCAUGGAAGAUGAGCGGCUUCCUUCAUAAACACCCCCUGCUGUGCCAGUUUCAUCAACCCGCUGUUUUAAAUCAAUCUAUUCCCAUUCCAGCACACUGUUGUUCAUGAAUGCUACCCUGUCUCAAUUAAGACAAUUAUUUCUUGAGUACCACAAUCAAAGCCGUGUAGUGAAGAGUCCAAGAUAUUUCACUGUCUAACAGAAACACAAUACAAAAAAAAAAGAAAAGAAAUUGUCAUUUAUAAGACGGUCAUAGCUUUUGCUUUGAGAGUUCAGAAAUUUUGAAUGACUCAAAUUCUUUUCAUGGAUGCUCAGUCUCUGAAGUAUAUGCAGCUUCAUGGUGAUUUAUGACUUUGUACUUUUUUGUUUUUAAAUAAUCAGCAAUUGAACACUAAGUGCAUCAGAUUGCAGUAUGAUACGGACGUAUAGUAUAAUCAGUUAUCCAGUUGAAGUAGUCAUCUACGUCUGUAUCUUAUAUAUUUGUUUUGUGCCUUAUAGUACUGUGUGGCUGUCCCUUCGUCCUCCCGUUGAAAUAUACAAAGUGGGAAGCUGUAGCACUUCUUGAAGCUUUAAUGAGUAGUUUAUAGAGGGAUCUGCCAUGAUUUACAAUGACAUAUCUGAUGCUUUUUAGUGAAUUCACUGCUGCUUAUCUAUGUCGGGCACCUUUAAAAGUUAUGUAUAUUUGUAUGUAGUCAAAUCGUUUUAUCAUAAAGUGUUGUGCACAAA